Messenger RNA from Brienomyrus brachyistius, 3673 nucleotides. RefSeq names its product family with sequence similarity 171 member A1 (gene fam171a1). The record is from RefSeq and is a predicted model, not a curated record. Gene Ontology annotation, biological process: regulation of cell shape; stress fiber assembly. NCBI's taxonomy places the organism in Eukaryota, Metazoa, Chordata, Actinopteri, Osteoglossiformes, Mormyridae. The transcript is spliced from 8 exons. Gene Ontology annotation, cellular component: plasma membrane. Bases 252 to 2822 code for a protein of 856 amino acids.
AAAGGGGUCUCUGGCAGCGGAACAGUUAAUAUCGCCUGAGCUAUUGCUUUUUUUUUUUUUUUUAUUAAAAAAAAACUGAGCGGCAAGGCUGGGGACAAGGGAUGCAGCAGAAAGAGCCGUGAGUGAGGCGCUGGAAGCGGGAUCUGUAGCGGGGAUCAAUCCGGGAGCAGAGCGGGACAAUGCGGAUGGCAUCGGGGUGAUGGUGGAGGCUCCGCGGUAGGCACCCGAACUGUUCAGAGGCUGGCCGAAUCAUGCGCAGGGAGGACAUGAACAGGUCCGCGGCGAUCGUACUCUGUCUCCUGGGCUGCAACGUGUGGAAAGCGGUGACCAAGAGCCUGCCGGAGGACGGCGACGGCAGAGAGGUUACACUGAAGGUGCACUUGAGCGAUGCCAGCACCCACCAGCCCAUAACCGGGGUCACCGUAGAGAUCUUCGCCAACCACACCUCCCUCACCUCGGAGUCCUCAGGACCGGAUGGCAACGCCUAUGUCACAUUUCCAUACAGGGUGGGCUCCCUGUUGAUCGUCACGGCAACCAAGCCCGGCUACGUGCCAAACUCGGUCCCGUGGAGGCCGGCCCGAAUGCCCGUGUUUUCCUCACUCAGCCUGGAGCUGCUCCCGGAGAAGGCCGCCACCCUCAUGGUCUACGAGGAUGUCGUCCACAUUGUCUCCGGCUUUCCAGGUUCGAUGGCUCGUCCCUGGGUGCAGUUCCGCCGCAGGGCCCUGAACCUGCCUCCGGACACCAGCUAUGCCAACCUGACGGCCCAGCUCACGGUGGCCAGCUCAGCGCGCGAGUUUGACCGCUUCCCGUACCUGCAGGGACUCUCAGGGAACGGCACGGGCAACGGGUGGGAGCUGAACCCGAUCACCGCCAUCAGCGUCCAUCUGCUGGGCGGCAACGGAGCCGAGGUCCACGUCAGUGAGCCCAUCAGCGUCAUGGUGCCGCUGCCCCCUGACAGCGGCCUGAAGGAGAACGACCACAUCCCUGCCUGGCGCUUCGACCCCAAGCUGGGAGCUUGGCUGAAGAGCAGCCUGGGCUACGUGCAGAGGGAGGGGGGGCAGCUCGUGCUGACCUACAUCGCCCCCCAGCUUGGCUACUGGGCAGCCGCCAUGUCACCUCUGAACACAGGUGCCGUGGUCGCCAAGGACAUCAGUUCCUACCACACGGCCUUUCUGCUGGCCAUCCUGGGUGGGAUGGGGGUCAUCAUCCUGUUCCUAGCCUCCCUGCUUCUCUACUACUGCAGGAGGAAAUGUCUGAGGCCACGACAGCGACACCACAAGCUGCAGCUGUCCACAGUGCUCAGCGGCUCCAAGAGAGACCAGGCCACUUCCAUGUCACACCUCAACCUCAUCAGCGAGGUGCACUUAGACCUGGUGUCAUCCACAGCCGAGCCCGACCUGCACACUCUCGUGCUACAGCCCACCUGUGCUCCCAUCUCCCACCAGGAGAGGGCGCCCUCCAGCCAGAGCUCACCUGCCCACCAGCCCCACUCCUCCCGCACUUCUCUGGCUAAGGAGUGCCACCGAUUGGUGGAGGUCCCCCCAGUGAGGGCAGCCCGGUCCCAAGAACUUGGGGACGGUUAUGAGUCACCCCGGCACGGAGACGGCCGGCAGAGCCGCUGCUCCGAGUCUUCCCCACGGCCGGCAGAUGGAAGGGAGGGGUCAGCGCAGGCAUCGAGGAGCCAGCUGUCAGUGGGCAGCGAGGCCAGCGUCCACGAUGCCUCCCUGUCCAGGCCACGCACCCCGGGCCACACGGAGCAGCCCCCUGAGCGUCGGCCGGUGGACCACUUGCUGUCGCGGUCCGUGGACCACCUAGAAAGGCCCGCCACCCUGCCACGGCCAGGCCAGCUGCUGUGCUGCAGCUCUGUGGACCAGGUGAGCGAAGGCGGGUACCGGCGGGCACGGCCAACCCUGGUCAUCCCGGCGCACUACGUGCGUUUGCCUGGGGAACACCCGUUUGCUGGGCAGCCUCUGCUCCUGCAGGCUGACCAACAGAGUGACCUGGAGACCAUCCAGGCAGAGCUGUCUGCCUCGCAGCCUCCGCCAGGUCCGCCGGGCUCCGGGACGCCGCAGCUGUCCUCCUCCACCGAGGACCCACGGGACGGCACGUGGACCCUGCAGACGGCCUCAGCGCCCGAAUCGCUGUCCAUCCCGGCAUCGCUCAGUGAGGUGGGGCUGGUGCAGAUGAACGGCGAGGACCAGCUGCUGGCAGAGAAGUCGCUGCUGGCGCUGCGCGGCGGAAAGCCGCUGCCCCACCCCCGCGCCUGGUUCGUCUCCCUGGAUGGCCGGUCCAACGCCCACAUCCGCCACUCCUACAUCGACCUGCAGCGUGCCGGCUGCAACGGCAGCAAUGACGCCAGCCUGGACUCGGGCGUGGACAUGAGCGAGCUAGCCCGGCGCAUCCGCAGGGGCCUGCGGGAAAGGGAGGCUGAGAGGGAGGCCGAGGUGGAGGCCCGGCGAGACAGGAGCACACCGCCCACAGUGGCCUACACCCAGCUGGUGUACGUGGACGACAUGGAGGCUGACGUCAGUGAGACGGGUACGCCCAACGGCAGCCCCGACGAUGGUGCCCUCGGACCGCUGCUCCAGGACACCCGAGGAGCCGCGGAGGAGGAGGAGGGAGAGGAGGAGGAGGAUGACGGUGGCGGAGGAGGGCGAGGAGAGGCUGAAUUCAGGACUGAGCAUGCCAGGCCUGAGCUUCAGCUUCCUGACAGCCCUCCUGACAUCAUCGCCGGGCAGGACGACAGCGGCGAGGACGAGAACAAGAAGAGCCCAUGGCAGAAGCGAGAGGAGAGGCCCCUGUUGGCCUUCAACCUGAAGUGAGCAAGCGGUCCAAGGGACAGGACCAGGACCGCAGGCGAGCGAGCAGUCCAAGGGACGGAACUAGGACCGCAGGCGAGUGGUAAACAUGCAAAAAAUAAUAAAGUAUGCCUCGUGCACCUGUGCCGCUCCUUUUCGAACCUUUGGACCCAAAGCUUUAUGCUGGCGUGAAUCCUCAAGCUGGAUGGACAAUGAGGCACCGAUCCUCUUCACCUUCUGUCCCUCUGGUGGCAGCUUUGUGCAUUAAACACGUUCAGUUGGUCAGCUCAGAUAAGCUCUUUCCACCAGAGGGCGCCUAUGCACCGUUUUUUACUGCGGUAUCGCGUUGCUUUUAAUGCCUUUUUAACGUGUAACCACUAUGUCAUGAUUUUUUUUUUCCCUCUUAUUUUCCAAGUAUUUUAUCCAGAUAUUUUUGUUACUGUUUAGUUUCAGCCUUGCCUUACAGUAAGAGUAAAAUGUGACUCUGAAUGCCUUCUUCCGUCGACGCCAAACUGAAUCCUGCGUUUGCUGGUUUAAUUCUCAACUUCCAUGUGUUUUCCAAGUGCCUUGUUGAACUUACCUGGUCAGCUUCCUUUACUCAUUAGCAUUUUUAACCCCCAUGCACGCACACACGCCCCCUGGCAGAGCAGGUGUACCCCACCCCCCCCCCCAAUCAGGUUCCCCCCAGGUCCCGUACACACAGACCAGGCAGCGCACAACUACAGCAGCUGGUGACUUGAAUUGCGCCUCGUUCUGUCUCCUUGCCAUGGUAAUCUCUGCUUAGGGCAAGCAUAUUUUACUCUGAAUGUUAAUACUGGUUGCUUGUAUAAUACUUGAUGCUCAUUACUCUGAAUAAAUUGAAGUAAAAAAAUAAA